Molecule: messenger RNA, 2439 nt
Organism: Arachis ipaensis
Lineage: Eukaryota; Viridiplantae; Streptophyta; Magnoliopsida; Fabales; Fabaceae
Biological process (GO): regulation of DNA-templated transcription
Molecular function (GO): DNA binding
Source: RefSeq, a predicted model, not a curated record
AAGUAGUAAAGUGCUAGAACCUUCUUUCUCCUCUAACAUGGGGUGGGAACUUUGAACUUUCUAUAUCACCAAAAACGACUCAAAACGGGUCUCGUUUUGAACCUUGAACCCUAAAUCCCCAAUUCAAACCACUCUCUCUGAUACUCGCAAAGCUCGCUCUUUUAGCUGAUUAACCUGCUGUUCAAUCGUCAUCGUGAUCGUCAUAAUCAUACAUGAGUCGAAUACUCGGUCCCGGUUUCCGCUUCCACCCUACGGACGACGAACUAGUUCAAUACUAUCUCCGCCGGAAGGUCAUCGGAAAACUCAACCACCACGACCACAUCGGCGUCAUCAAUAUCUACGACUAUGAGCCAUGGCAACUCCCCGAAUUGUCGAAGCUGAAUACUAGAGAUUUGGAAUGGUAUUUCUUCACGGUUCUGGACAAGAAGUACGAGAAGGGGGAGAAGACAAAACGCGCCACCGUCAACGGUUACUGGAAGACCACCGGCAAGGAUCGUGGAAUCAAGUAUGGCGAUCGCCAAGUAGGCAUGAAGAAGACCCUCGUUUACCAUGAAGGAAGGGCCCCGACUGGCAAAAGAUCAAAUUGGGUUAUGCACGAGUACCGGAUGGUCGAUGAGCAAUUGGCGGAAGUCGGAUAUCAGCUGGACGCUUUUGUGCUGUGUAGAAUUUUUGAGAAGAGCGGGAUGGGCCCUAAGAAUGGAGAGAAGUAUGGUGCUCCCUUUAGAGAGGAGGACUGGGUGGAGGAUGGCGACCUGCUUGAACCGAUUGCUGAUGAACCUGUGGUUGAGCUGUCUGUUGACCAGAGUGAUGCUUUCCUUGAAACUGAUGACCUUGAGAAGAAACUUGGUACGCAUGUGGUUGAUGGAAGUGCUGAUUUACCACCAAACCCUCCCAACUACUUUUAUGGGGAGUGUAGUCACUAUCCUCAGCAUCAAGAAGAAUUUGUUGAAGUUCCGAAACCUUUGGAAGGUACUGAAGGCCGGAAUUUCGAUGUAACUGGGCCAUAUGCUGAGGAUACCUGUUUAGAAAAUCAUGAAAUGAACCAUAAUGGGAAUUCUUCAGGAUUCAUUUAUGGUGAUGUUAAUUCAGAUGAAAUCAUGGAUUCCAUUGUUGAUCCUCUGAUUGGUGCUGAAUUAUUCCUGGAAACAGAUGAUCUUCUGAACCCAAUCGAGGGAAAUUCCUCUGGGGCAGAUCCUUAUACAGUUGAGGGAAAUCACCCCAGGGCCGAUCCCUACGCAGCUGAGGGAAAUCCCCCUGGGCCAGAUCCCUACACAGCUGAGGGAAAUUAUCCUGGGACAGAUCCUUAUGCUGUGGAUAUGUUAGAUGAGUAUCUUGCACUUCCAGAUGAUGAUAUUCUGAGGUAUAUAUCCUUUGAUGAUUCUCCUCCAUCAAUGGAGGGUGAAAACCCUAUUCUAGAGCAGAUACCACCUCUUAUACAGCAGAAUGUGGAGGAAGAGGCCAAGGAUGUUUCAGAGGAGAAACAACAAAAGGUGGAGGGAGAAGCCACAAAUAUUUUCAAGACAAACAAACAUGACCUUGAAGCAAAUUCUAGCCGUGGAGGAUCUGCUUCAGAUGAUGCAAAUCCAAUUGCAAAACGCUUCAAGAAAUGGUUGGAAGACAUCCCAGCUGCUCCCGCAUUUGCUGCAGAGCUUCCAUCCAAGAAGGAUGCACUCCAGCUUCAUUCUGCACCUCAGUCUUCAAAUACUACUCAUGUAACUGCAGGAAUGGUCAGCAUUACAAACAUUACUGGAAGAGGCAAUGACAUGAAUCCGAUGGUGGCAAAGAUUGGAGGAGGGUUCAACCAUCCCAUUAUCUCUGCUGUUGUUUUGAUACCUGUUUCUGGCUUACUUUGUGGCAAGACUCUGUUUGUGCUGACAUAUGGAUGGGCUUUUCUGGUGACAUUUUCAUUUCUGUUUGCCACCGUGACUUGCAAAAUUGGAACCUUCAUGUAUUCUGGAAAAUGAGAGUUAUGAGGUCUGCUGUGAGACAAUGGGGUGCGGUUGGUUAUCAAUUGGUAGUGAUGGUACUAAUUGUGUGACUCAAAGAUACUACUCUAUUUGAAAGUUGCACAACGAAUACCCAUAACCGCCUGCUGAUAUCCAACCACCGCCCAUUGGCUCCUUGUACACAAACCCCAUCCAAAUAUAUUUAUCUAUCAAGUGGGAACGUAACAUGACUUGAUUGGAGGUGUUCAUUAGUAAAGCUAAAGAUAUAUAGUCUUUUUGUCAUAGAUAGUCUUUUGUCUUGGUCUCUUAGAUGGACUUCAUCUGAAAGGUUAUAGGGGUGGCUGUCCAUAAUAAAUUGGAAGAUAGUUGGACGCUUAGAGUUGGGGCAUCUCGCUACCAACAUGUUGGUUAAUCAUUCAUUGGAAUAUCUUGUAUUAGUGGGAUUUUCAUACCAGAAUGAAUGAAUUUAUGUUUCAUAGAAUUGAUGGCGUGC